Messenger RNA from Adineta ricciae, 234 nucleotides. NCBI's taxonomy places the organism in Eukaryota, Metazoa, Rotifera, Eurotatoria, Adinetida, Adinetidae. The record is from the annotation of a GenBank genome assembly.
AUGGCAUCACCAAUACGAUCACGAUCAUCAUCAGCGUCAUCAUCAGCGUCGUUCGUUUCGGCUGCAAGCGGCAUGUGGGAAGACGUGUCAGAUAUAUCAAUUAUGCAUUCAACAGCAGAACGUCCAUCGGCGUCCCAGAUGGAAAUGAGUAAGAAACGAAAAUGGGUUCGAGCACGUAGUGUUAAAAAGGUGGACGAUAUUGUAGACUUGAUUGGAGAAAAUUUAUUCGAAUAA